Molecule: messenger RNA, 363 nt
Organism: Ceutorhynchus assimilis (cabbage seed weevil)
Lineage: Eukaryota; Metazoa; Arthropoda; Insecta; Coleoptera; Curculionidae
Source: the annotation of a GenBank genome assembly
AUGGAUACGUUUGUUGAAACAAAAUUGAAAGAGUGGGGCCUAUCUGAGCAACUUAAACAACAAUUGGAAGCAAAUCAAAUUAUUGAUCGAACGGCUUUCGAAAGUCUAACCGAGGGCGAUAUAAAGGAACUGAUUCCAGUUCUAGGAUUCAGAAAAAAAAUUAUUUCAAAAUACCAAGAAGAGCAAUUAGGAGAGGCAAUUUCUCAUCCUCUAAUUUUCUCUGUUUCUGAAAUACAAUCAGAUACAGCUAGUACUAGUAGUACUGUAACAGCAAUAAGCUCUCCUGCCAGCUCUAUAAGUUACAUAACUGACACGGAAGCUGAGUGCAUACAACCUGCUGGCCUAAGUAAUGAAAAUUAUUAG